AUGCCACCGCAUCACUGGGAAACUUGGGGAUACCGCGGCGUCCGCGCGCACCCCUCCGGCGGCUUCUCCGUCGAGAUCCGGUUCCGCGGGAUGCACCUCGGCCUCAGCAAUUUCGACACCGCCAACGAGGCCGCCCGCGCGUACGACGUGGCGGCCUGGCGCCUCCAGUGGCCUCAUAGAACAUUGAACUUCCCCAAUGUGCCGACGUGGGAGUGGGCGCAGGAGCUCGUGCCUCUGCCGCUUCUUAGCACCAACGAGGAUCGUCGUGACAACCAGAAGAGGGAGCACCGUCUCGACAUCGCCGAGAUGGAUGAGGAAGCCAUGGUGCUGUGGCGCCAACACUUCCCGCAGGACAUCAUCAACAAGCACGAGUUCUACGCGCAAAGGAGGGCGGAGAGGGAUAAUAGGAGGGCGGAGUGA
Triticum dicoccoides is the source of this 420-nucleotide messenger RNA. Its product is annotated as ethylene-responsive transcription factor ERF071-like. Gene Ontology annotation, molecular function: DNA binding; DNA-binding transcription factor activity. The transcript has a single exon. Lineage: Eukaryota; Viridiplantae; Streptophyta; Magnoliopsida; Poales; Poaceae. The record is from RefSeq and is a predicted model, not a curated record. The coding region runs from base 1 to 420 and encodes 139 amino acids. Gene Ontology annotation, biological process: ethylene-activated signaling pathway; regulation of DNA-templated transcription.